AUGGACUGCAUGCUGUGCACUUUUCCAAACACGGACCGGAUGGUGAGCUGCUGUGUCUGCGGGUCGUGGAUGCACUACGAGUGCGUCGGCGUCAACGAUAGCAUCGCGGCGCAUAGUCGGUCGUUCUACUGCCCUCCAUGCCAGAGGCCGACACCAAGACCCCAGCCACCAGUGGAAGAACCCGGCAAGAAACACGAUGGCAAGGCCAAGAGUUCCAAGGCGGGGUCGAAAGCGGGAUCGAAGGCGGGUUCCAAGGCAAGUUCGGUGCAGUCCGGCGUCGGCGCACGAACCAGAUUGGCUCAGCUGAAGAUCCAAAAGCUGGAGGAGCAGAAAAAGCUUGCGCUACAACGCCUGGAGCUGGAGAGCAAGCAGCGAGACGCGGAGAUGGCUGCCAAGAAGCAGGUGCAGGAAGCGGAACUAGCGGCGUUGAAGCUACAGGUCGAAACUGAGGCGCUCGAAGAGACGUUCCGACUGCUCGAGGAGUUGGAAAUCGGAGAUGAUGACGGCGAUGGCCGAAGCGUGGCUUCGGAGCAAAGUUCGCGCAGCAAGGUGAAGAGGUGGCAGCAGAAUCAGGAGGUAAUGAGCUCGACGCUUUUGAGACCGACGAAGACUUCAGCUGGAACUGGUCAACAAGCGGGGAACCCGACGACAUCUGGAACAGUCGCUGGUCAGGUGGGACAACCGGCCGGUGGAAACCGAACCGUUUUAGAUAGGGCGUUAGACGGGAUUUCCCUGAACGACACAGUAGCGCAGUCUACUCUGAUCCAGAGUCUUCUGUCAAGACAACCAGUGUUGAAUUCGGAAGUGAGUGCGAGUAGUGUUCAAGGGAACGGUCAGCAGAUGAAUCCAGGAGGGCAAUCGCAAACUCAACCGGGUCCGCAGCAGUCAGCAGGAGGAACUACGCAGACGCACACUGGGACUGGAGGAGGGCAGACAACAGGGGGGCGACCGCAGUCGUUUACGAAGCUUCCGGGUUUGCAAGAACCGCCACGGGCAGAUAGAAGCCAGGUGGACGGCAACGAUGACACACCGGACUACUACGGACCGACUCCGCAACAGCUCACUGCCAGGCAGGUGAUCUCGAAGGAGCUGCCCGUGUUCACGGGAAAUCCUGAGGACUGGCCGCUGUUCAUAAGCGCGUACGUCAACACGACGAACGCGUGCGGGUUUUCGGAUGCAGAGAAUUUGGCCAGGUUGCAGAAGUAUGUUCGAGGCUACGCGUACGAAAGGGUGCAAGGACGCUUGCUUCAUCCGGCGGGAGUGCCGCACGCUAUGGCCACGUUGGAGAUGCUUUUUGGACGGCCGGAGAUGCUGAUUCACUCGUUGCUGCAGAAGGUGCACAACGCGCCAGCGCCAAAGCCGGACCGGCUUGAGACCUACAUCGAUUUCGGGUUGGCGGUUCAGCUGCUCUGCGAUCAUCUGGAAGCUGGAGGACACGAGGCACACCUGAACAACCCGAUGCUGCUGUUCGAGCUGGUGGAGAAGCUGCCUGCGAACGCGAAGCUGGAUUGGUCGCUGUACAAGGAGCGUUGCAGCCAGGUGAACCUGACGACGUUUGCGUGCUACAUGUCAGCGUUGGUGAAGGCAGCCUCGGACGUAACGCUUAGCUAUGGGUCCAAGCAGCAACAACAGCAGGCGCGGGUUGCGAAACUGGACAAGAGCAGCAAGGACAAGAACUUCUGCGGCGCGCACUCCUCCGAAGACGUGUCACGGACGCCAGUCAAGGAGGUUACGGAGAAGAAAGCGGCGCCGGCGUGCUUCGUCUGCAAGGACCCCAAACACCGCGUUAAGGAUUGCGCCGAGUUCGGGAAGAAGACGCUGGAAGAACGUCGGAGGAUAGUCGACGAAUACAGACUGUGUGGCAAUUGUCUAGGUGUUCACGGGAAGAAGCCGUGUCGAAGCAGCGACAAAUGCGACAUUGACGGGUGCCAACAGCAGCAUCAUACUCUGCUGCACUUUAAGCAGAAGUCGGGAGCCACGGAGUCGAAGCGCGCUGAGCAGAAGCGGGAGAAGAACGAACCGAAGGUGUCAGGAGCGAACGCGAUUACCAACCAUCACUACGCCGGGAAGACGGCGCUGUUCCGAAUCAUCCCAGUAGAGCUGCACGGGAACAACCGUACGGUGUCAGCUUUCGCAUUCUUGGAUGACGGAUCGUCGAGGACGAUGGUGGACGAGGAGAUCGCCAAGGAGCUCGGCGUCGACGGUGAGGUGCUUCCGCUGUGCUUACAGUGGACGGCGAACGUGAAGCGCACCGAAUCGGAGUCUCAGCGGAUCGCGCUGGAGAUUUCCGGUAGCGAAGACGAGGCCAGGUUUGCGCUUAACGACGUGCGGACGGUGAAGAAGCUGGAUCUGCCACGACAGUCUUUGCGGUACGCAGAACUGGCUAAGACGUUUCCACAUCUGCAAGGCCUGCCGGUGAAGGACUACGCUAACGCUGCUCCACGCAUUCUCAUUGGGAAUGACAACGCUCACGUCACGGCGAUGCUGAAGGUCCGAGAAGGACAGCCUGGAGAACCGAUUGCGGCGCGAUCCCGACUCGGGUGGACAGUGUACGGUAAGCAGGACCAUACUGCUGGACGCGUACACAGUUUUCACGUGUGCGAAUGCCAGGACGACCAAACGCUGCACGAACUGGUGAAGGAGUUCUUCUCGGUUGAAAGCUUGGGUGUGGAAGCGACAGCAGGUCCGGAAUCUGAUGAAGUCCAGAGAGCGAACAAGAUCCUGCAAGAAACGACGAAGCGGGUCGGCCAGCGAUUCGAAACGGGGCUGCUGUGGAAGUACGACUGCUUCGAGUUUCCCGACAGCUAUCCUAUGGCGAAGCGUCGACUGCAGUGCUUGGAACGACGAAUCCAGAAGGAUCCGGUGAUUGGCGAGAGUGUCGUGAGGCAGCUGUCCGAGUACCAGGAAAAGGGGUACAUCCACAAGGCCACCCCGGCAGAACUGGAAGAAGCUGACCCUCGGCGCACAUGGUACCUACCGCUAGGUGUCGCGCUGAACCCGAAGAAGCCGUCGAAGGUCCGCAUUUUCUGCGAUGCUGCCGCCAAAGUGGACGGAGUCUCGCUGAACACGAUGCUGCUCAAAGGCCCGGAUCUUUUGAAGACCCUUCUGCACGUGCUGUUCGGUUUUCGGGAGAAGCGAGUGGCACUUUGCGCCGAUAUCAAGGAGAUGUUUCACCAAGUCAAGAUUCGGAAGGAAGACCGGCACGCUCAACGUCUGCUGUGGCGUGACGACUCAACGAAGGAACCAGAAGUCUACUUGAUGGACGUCGCGACGUUCGGGGCCACAUGUUCGCCAUGCUCGACGCAGUUCGUCAAGAACCGGAAUGCAGAGGAGCACGCGCACGACUACCCCGAAGCUGCGGAAGCCAUCAUCCGAAAGCACUACGUGGAUGACUACCUGGACAGUGCCGAUUCGGUGGGAGAGGCGACGAAGCUGGCGUUGGAAGUGAAGCACGUACACUCUCUAGACGGCUUUGAUCUCCGGAACUGGCUGUCAAACUCCAAGGAGGUUCUCGCACGGGUCGGGGAGAACGAUCCUGCUCUCGAGAAGUGCAUGCAGUUGGACAAGAAUGACCCGAUGGAGCGAGUGCUGGGAAUGUACUGGAAGCCGGACGAAGACGUCUUCACCUUCACGAUGACGCUAACGUUCGAUGCCGAUCUUCCUACGAAACGGCAAGCGCUGCGGAUCGUAAUGUCGCUCUUUGACCCGGCGGGAUUGCUUUGCUUUUUCAUCAUCCACGGCAAAAUCCUGAUCCAAGAGGUGUGGCGAGCGAAGACCGAGUGGGACCAGAAGAUUCCGGACAAGCUGAAGGAGCGCUGGAUGCGGUGGAUUGCUAUGUUCAAGCAUCUGAGCGAGGUGCGCAUUCCCCGCUGCUACUUCUCAAAGUACUCGAUCGCUGACAUUGUGUCGCUCCAGCUGCACGUUUUCUGUGACGCCAGCGAGGAAGCCUACUCGUGCGUAGCGUACUUUCGCGCGGUGUACUUUGACGGGACGAUUCAAGUAGCGCUGAUCGGGGGAAAAGCUAAAGUGGCUCCACUCAAGACAUUGUCUAUACCCCGAUUGGAACUGAACGGUGCGGUUAUCGGAGUACGGUUGCGGAAGUCGAUCACGAAUGGCCACAGCCUGAAGAUUGACAAGACCGUGAUGUGGACCGACUCGAGAACGGUGCUGACCUGGAUCAACUCGGACCAUCGGAACUACCGGCAGUUCGUGGCGUGUCGGGUAGGUGAGAUCCUGUCGAAGUCGGACGCCGCGGAGUGGCGCCACUGUCCUGGAAAACUGAAUCCAGCGGACCUGGCCACGAAGUGGGGCCCGAGGGGUCCAAGUUUCUCGCCGGAUUACCCGUGGUACGUGUGGAGACUGAGAUUCCCACGUGUCGGGAUCUCCAGUGUGGCCGAGACGCCACCAGACUGUUCGACCGCUGCCGAGGGACUGGCUUACGGACGUUUCUUCAUCCAGUCGCGGGAAAUCGAGUGGCCCAUGGACGUGAAUCCCACAGAGGAGACGACGGAGGAAGAGUUGCGUGCCUAUCUGGUCCACAGCGAAGCGGUGACUAAGCUGACAAUCGACUGGCAACGCUUCUCUGACUGGACGCGGCUGCUGCGGGCGGUGGCGUACGCUCUCCGUUACAAGCAGAACUUCGUAGAGAACUACCGGAAGCAACCGCUAACGAAGGGACUGCUAACGCAGGAGGAACUGUUGGUGGCGGAGACGACGAUCUUCCGGACAGUGCAGAGUGAAGCGUAUCCAGACGAGGUGGCCACCUUGUCCGUAGCGCGCGGAAAGCGGACGCCGAGACGUCAGGUGGAGCUGGAGCGAACCAGUCUGAUCCGGAAGCUGUCGCCGUUCAUGGACGAAGCGGGAGUGAUUCGGUCGGAUUCUCGGAUUUCCGAAGCUACGUUUGCGUCGCACGACACUCGGUUUCCGAUUAUCCUACCGAAAGGCCAUCAGGUGACGAACGUGCUGCUGUUUUGGUACCAUCGGAAGUUUCUUCACUCCAACGGCGAAACGGUCGUGAACGAAGUGAGACAGCGAUUUUUCGUAUCCAUGCUGCGUACGGAGGUGCGAAAAAUUCCAAAGAAGUGUCCACUGUGCAAGCUGAAGCGAGCGAUGGAAGGGAAAACUUUGGCUAUCCCACGCAUGGCCCCACUCCCUGCAGCGAGGCUGCAGGCCUUCGAGCGGCCGUUUUCCUGCACCGGUAUCGAUUACUUCGGACCAAUCGCCGUACGAGUGAAUCGCAGCACGCCCAAGAGGUGGAUCGCAUUGUUCACGUGCCUCACUACCCGUGCCGUGCAUCUCGAGGUGGUGCACACGCUGACAACCGAGUCCUGCAAGCAAGCAAUUCGGCGGUUCAUCGGACGCAGAGGAGCGCCGGCGGAGAUACGGACCGACCGGGGAACGAACUUCGUAGGAGCGAACAACGAGCUGCGACUGGAGAUGAACAAGCUGGACGGCCAACUGGCGGAAACGUUCACCAACACCAACACGCGAUGGAUUUUCAACCCGCCAGCUGCGCCCCACAUGGGAGGCGCUUGGGAGCGGUUAGUGAGGUCGGUGAAGACGGCGUUGGCAGCGAUGUACACCUCCAGGAUCCCAAACGAGGAGACUUUGGCGACUCUGCUGGUGGAAGCAGAGAGCAUCGUUAACUCAAGGCCGCUUACGUUCAUCCCACUGCAGUCGGAACAGCAAGAGGCUCUGACGCCAAACCACUUUCUACUACUGAGCUCACGCGGAGUGGUUCAGUCCCCGAAGACGUCGAUGGAACCGAAGCUGGCAUGCAGAGGAGAUUGGCAGCUUUGCCAAGCGAUGCUGGAUCAGUUCUGGCGGCGUUGGAUCCGCGAGUAUCUCCCGACGAUUGCUCGCAGAACGAAGUGGCUGGAGGAGGCAAUGCCGAUCGAGGUAGGCGACUUGGUGAUCGUGGUGGAGGAGAAGGUACGGAACGGCUGGAUCAGAGGACGGGUAGUGGAGGUCAGCCCUGGACGAGAUGGGAGAGUACGAGAUGCGGUGGUGCAGACGGCGGACGGUUUCAUACGACGACCGGUUGCAAAACUUGCGCGCUUGGAUCUGGAAGGGUGUAAGCCUGAACCGGAAGUUUCGGACCAGCUUAACGGGUCGGGGAACUGUUCCGACGCGGCGCAGAAAAUGUCACGCACAAGAAGCCCCCCGCGGGAUCGAGUGUGUAAAGGUCGGUCGAGGUACAGUCACCGCCGUAAAAGUACUUCUCGGGCAGACAGUGACGUUUGUGGGACGAAACGCCAAGCGAAGUGCGCGAAGGUAAACAAAACGUAA
This is a messenger RNA of Culex quinquefasciatus (southern house mosquito), 6288 nucleotides long. RefSeq lists its product as uncharacterized. Lineage: Eukaryota; Metazoa; Arthropoda; Insecta; Diptera; Culicidae. The record is from RefSeq and is a predicted model, not a curated record. Gene Ontology annotation, biological process: DNA integration. The transcript has 3 exons. Gene Ontology annotation, molecular function: nucleic acid binding. The coding region runs from base 1 to 6288 and encodes 2095 amino acids.